GUGGCUAAGUCGGCCACUCUGCCCGUGCUGCGGUGGCGGGGCCUGCGCGCCCCCGGCCCUGGGGAUGUCGGAGCCGGCGGGCUCGGCGCUGCAGCAAACCAUGGACAGAAGUUGCUGGGUGUGUUUUGCCACUGAUGAAGAUGAUCGAACAGCAGAGUGGGUGAGACCUUGCAGAUGCAGGGGCUCUACAAAAUGGGUUCAUCAGACUUGCCUACAACGCUGGGUGGAUGAAAAGCAGAGAGGAAACAGCACAGCUAGAGUUGCAUGUCCUCAGUGCAAUGCAGAAUACUUAAUAGUAUUUCCAAAGCUAGGUCCAGUUGUUUAUGUCUUGGACCUUGCAGAUCGACUGAUCUCAAAAGCAUGUCCGUUUGCUGCAGCUGGAAUAAUGGUGGGAUCCAUUUACUGGACAGCUGUCACUUAUGGAGCUGUGACAGUAAUGCAGGUUGUAGGUCAUAAAGAAGGUCUUGAUGUCAUGGAGAGAGCUGAUCCAUUAUUUCUUUUAAUUGGACUUCCCACCAUUCCAGUCAUGCUGAUUUUGGGCAAGAUGAUUCGCUGGGAAGACUAUGUGCUUAGACUAUGGCGCAAAUAUUCUAACAAACUGCAAAUUCUGAACAGUAUAUUUCCAGGGAUUGGAUGUCCUGUUCCUCGUAUUCCAGCAGAGGCUAACCCUUUGGCAGAUCAUGUCUCCGCUACUCGUAUUCUGUGUGGAGCUCUAGUCUUCCCAACUAUUGCUACAAUAGUGGGCAAGCUGAUGUUCAGCAGUGUUAAUUCAAACUUGCAAAGGACAAUCUUGGGUGGGAUUGCUUUUGUUGCUAUAAAAGGAGCUUUUAAAGUUUACUUCAAACAGCAGCAAUACUUGCGCCAAGCUCACCGCAAAAUUUUAAAUUACCCUGAACAAGAAGGAGCAUAAAGCUGUGAUCUCCAGAUGUUGUACAAUCUCAUCUACCAGAUUCUCUCGUGUUGUAUUGAUUCCAUCAUUAUUGCACAGUAGUGGAGAAUUGUGAUAAGCUGCUGCGCCUAUUUUUUUUCUUCAAAUAUAAUAAAGCACUUUCUUUUGUCAGUAAAUCCUUUCAGAAAUCACUGAAUUUAAGAAUGUGAUUGAUUUUCAUUAUUUUUGUGCAUUUCUUUUAUGAUAGGCAAGCAUCUGAAUCAUCGUCUUCACACCACUAUGCUGAACUUGAAAAAAAAAAUCAGCAAAAGCCCCAAACAGAACUAAAGUAUAAGAUGCAGUGUGCAGUUUCUUAAUGUAUUAACUGUAUCUGCAUACCUUUUAUUACAGUCUUUGCACAAUAUUUUCAUACAAUGGCUAUCCAGUUCAGCCUAAGGACAGCAUGAAAGGAAUCUCCUAAAGCAGUGGAGCUCAACCUUUUAGUGGUAGAGCUGGUGCUUGUGGGCUAACAUGCCUCUCCAGUAGAAGGUGGGUUGGGGAAGAGAACGAGGAGGAAGGUGGCUGCCUGCCAUAGGGAAGGAGAGAGGGAGAGAGCAAGCAGCAUGGCAUGGCACAGGGCAGGGAAGGGGAUAUGCAGGGCCAAACUUUGCUAUUGAUCCUCUGUACGGUGGGCCAGAUCCAGUAACUUUGGGGGUUGAAUCCAGCCUGCAGGCCAUAGGUUAAGCACCACUGUUCAAAAGGAAUUUUGCUUGAACCUUAUAUUGCUAAGGAAAAUUAUUUGGACUUCAGUCAGUAAGGAUUCCCUUGGUCAUAGCUGAAGUUACAAAUUAGAUGUGAAAUAAAAAGUCUAAAAUAUUUUCAUUAAUUGGAUAGCUAAGCAGAAGAUGAAUUGUUUUCUAAAGGGUCCACAUAGCCAACUUUGCCACCUAAAGUACUAGGUGUGAAAAUGAGCAUGGCUGUUGAUUAAUUUUGUUAUUGUUUGUAGUGCCUAGUAUUGCUCUCUCACACUCUUUUCCUUCCUAUAGAAUAACUAGUAUUGUAUAGUAUUAGCUCCAUCUAUUUUCUAUUUACUAGAAAAAUUAUUUACCUGGAAAGCGAGUUUCAAUCACUUAUUUUUGUAAUUAGUUAAAAUGUUAGAAAAGCUGUUUAGUUCCCCUUUUUCAGGUCAUUUUAAUUAUGCAGUUAUCUGUUCUAGUAGAAAAUGCCAGAAAAUUGAAAAAUAGCAGUGGACAUCAGGGAAGCAUCUUGGCUCUUUAGUCUGACAAAA
Molecule: messenger RNA, 2156 nt
Organism: Gavialis gangeticus (Gharial)
Lineage: Eukaryota; Metazoa; Chordata; Crocodylia; Gavialidae
Gene: MARCHF5
Product: membrane associated ring-CH-type finger 5
Exons: 6
Coding region: 65-910 (281 amino acids)
Molecular function (GO): zinc ion binding
Source: RefSeq, a predicted model, not a curated record